Messenger RNA from Salmo salar (Atlantic salmon), 1527 nucleotides. Its product is annotated as melatonin receptor type 1C. Gene Ontology annotation, biological process: G protein-coupled receptor signaling pathway. Gene Ontology annotation, cellular component: plasma membrane. The record is from RefSeq and is a predicted model, not a curated record. NCBI's taxonomy places the organism in Eukaryota, Metazoa, Chordata, Actinopteri, Salmoniformes, Salmonidae. Gene Ontology annotation, molecular function: melatonin receptor activity.
AGCACAUUUUGAUCGGUACACUUCCUGCUUUUACUUCUUUUACUUCCUGCUUUGCUCCAUAGUGCCACAGUAUGAGCCAUAAUACCCAUAAAACCUAGCAGUCAAACAGGGAAAUGGUUUCAAUCAUUUUUCGACCAUUCAUUUUUACCAUAGGAAACACUUAAAACAAGGGCUGUGUUCCGUGUAGGCUUACCCCGGCUCUCUUGGACAAGGUCACUUUUAUCAAUAUAGUCGCCUGCAAUUACCCCCAGAAAUGAAACGCUAAUUAGCCGCUAAUAUACAGAACUACACAUCUUGUCGCAAGAUUUGACGUCAUCCCUUAAGGCACAUUUCUCCAUGCAGUAACCUAGCAAGAAACAUCUUUGGUGAGGAUGUUGGUAGAAGACGUGGUGGCAGUGUACCCCUACCCCCUGGCUCUCCUGUCCAUCUUCCACAAUGACUGGAUCGUUGGGGACAUGCACUGCCAGCUCAGUGGCUUCAUCAUAGGCCUCAGUAUCAUUGGCUCUGUCUUUAACAUCUUGGCCAUUUCCAUCAACCGGUACAUCUGCCACAGCCUGCACUAUGACCACAUGUUGUGCACCAGGAACACCUGCUGUUACAUGGGCCUCACCUGGCUGCUCACUGCCAUGGCCACAGUGCUCAACUUCUGCAGUAUGACCCACGCCUCUACUCCUGCACCUUCACCCAGACUGUCAGCUCCUACUAGACCAUCUCUGGUGCUGAUCCACUUCCUGGUGCCCCUCUCGGUGGUCUGUUACUGCUACCUGAGGAUCUGGGUGUUUAUCAUCCGGGUGAAACCAGAUGACAAGCAGAAACUAAAGUAACUUCUUGACUAUGUUUGUGGUGUUCCUAAUGUUUGGUGGGCUGGGGACCACUAAACAUUAUUGGCCUGGCACUGGCCAUUAACUCGGGAAUGGUGGCAGCAAAUAUCCCAGAGUGGGUCUUUGUCACCAGGUACUUUAUGGCCUAUUUCAACAGCUGUCUCAAUGCUGUCAUCUACGGGUUUCUCAAUCAGAACUUUUGUAAGGAAAACAUACACAUCCUCUUACUGCUGUGUACCCAUCAAACAAUUUUUAUGUAAGGCUACAGGUGUUGGACUGAGGGAUUUAAAAGAACAAAUAAACCAUCCAGUGGCGAGCCGUCAUUCAGCCCCACAUUUCUAGCAAAAAUGGCCUGUUUUGCAUGUUAUUUUAGCAUUAAUACGUGUCACAUAUCAAUUUACAAACAAGGUAAAAAUAAUAUAUACAAUUGAGUUAUUAAAGCCGCAUACAAACAUGGUCUCUUUUUUGUUUUCUUGAGUAAGGCAGCUCCAAAAUGCAGGUGUUUCAGCCUAGCUCAGUGCUUUCUGUGGUGGUGGGGCAAGCCAACAGAAAAUACGGAGCGUUGCGCUGUGAUUGGCUCAGUGUUCUGUCACUCAUGGGGACUUUACGUUACUGCCAAGAGGAAGAGGAGACCUUAAAUUCUAGCCCUUCAGGUGUUACAUUAGAAGUGCUCAUCCAAGAAGACUUAAGGUCAUUGGCCACAGAU